AUGCGUCGAGCUGUAUUUCAAACUCUGCAUGGACUCUCCCACCCUGGGAUCCGAGCCUCUCAAAAGCUCCUCGCGGAAAGGUUUGUCUGGCCUGGCAUGAACAAGGACGUCAAAGCUCGGACCCGGUCGUGUCUGAGCUGCCAGCGCAACAAGGUGCAGCGUCACAACAAGUCCCCACCAGGCACUUUCCCCAGUCCCGACGCACGGUUCAGCCAUGUGCACCUGGAUGUCGUAGGCCCCUUGCCUCCAUCCAAUGGUUUCACCUACCUCCUUACCUGUGUCGAUCGAUAUACUCGCUGGGCUGAAGCUAUUCCUUUGCCGAAUUUUCAGGCUGAAACCAUCGUGAAGGCCUUCGUCAGUCGUUGGGUAGCCAUGUUCGGUGCCCCAUCCACGGUUACGACUGCUCGUGGUGCCCAGUUUGAGUCGGCACUCUUCCAAACGCUACUCAAUUUCCUUGGCUGCACACGCAUUCGGACGACAGCCUACCACCCCGCUGCCAACGGUAUGGUUGAACGUUUCCAUCGCCAGCUAAAGACCGCCCUGCAUGCCGUCGAAAACCCAGGAAACUGGUCGGACAACCUUCCUCUUGCACUCCUCGGCAUCCGCGCAGCUCUGAAGUCGGAUCUGGGCUGUAGCGCAGCUGAAUUGGUUUUCGGCACUACCCUCCGACUGCCAGGCGAGAUGAUCACCCCGACCUCUCGUGGAGCCGACGAGACUCCUGACAAUCUUGUGCACCGUUUGCGACAAUUCAUGCGCUCGCUUUCCCCGGUUCCACCUCGAACUCCUAUGACUGAGUCUUAUGUCGAAAAAGACUUGGACAACUGUACUCAUGUGUUCGUCCGGUGUGACCGUGUGCGCCAGCCGCUGGAAUCACCUUACGAAGGACCGUUCCGUGUGCUCGCGCGCAACGCCAAAACCUUCCGGAUUCUUCGCAGUGACAAGGAAGACGUGGUCAGUGUCGAUCGGGUCAAGGCUGCUGUUGCAGAGGAGCCGCCGGACCGGUCACAAGGACAAACAUGUGCUGACCCCCUAACCCCUGUUCCUCCAUCUUCCCUAUCCCCUACUCGUUCACCCUGCCCACUGCCUUGCCCUUCCCCUCCCUUGUCCUCCACCCCUCCGUCCCGCAUACUUCCUCUCCCUACAUGUCAACGGCAUCCAACUGCAACACCAUCGUCCACCACAGCACGCAGUCAACCCUCUUCGACUGUACCUCCUGCAUACAUAACUCGCAGUGGCCGUCACGUUCAUUUUCCCGAUCGUUUAGUUACCCAUUUUUUCUAG
This is a messenger RNA of Spirometra erinaceieuropaei, 1281 nucleotides long. The record is from the annotation of a GenBank genome assembly. Lineage: Eukaryota; Metazoa; Platyhelminthes; Cestoda; Diphyllobothriidea; Diphyllobothriidae.